Patella vulgata (common limpet) is the source of this 5034-nucleotide messenger RNA. RefSeq lists its product as uncharacterized. The transcript has 8 exons. The coding region runs from base 187 to 2070 and encodes 627 amino acids. The record is from RefSeq and is a predicted model, not a curated record. NCBI's taxonomy places the organism in Eukaryota, Metazoa, Mollusca, Gastropoda, Patellidae.
GCGCCAUCUUUGAAUGCUUCCGGUGGUGUUUAUUGUGUUUACAUUUUAUCUUUCGUAGGCUGUUGUAGAAAAUGAUAAUGUUUCAGAUGUAGGAUACUGUAAGAAACUAGAAGAAAAUUCUCGAAAAUUAUUAGUAAUCAAUGUGCUUAAAGUGGGAGAGGUCAUCGCUGAGAGAGCUUCCAGAAGAUGACGGGUAGAAAGGCAAAUAUGGAGAAGUCAAGUGUCUUGGAUGAUCUACCUGCUGAUUUACUGCCUUCUUGUCGUAUACAGUGUAAACCAGGAUGUAUAAAGAUAGGUCAGAAGGAAUUCCAGUCAGCAUCUGAGGCUUUGGAUGCCUAUUUAGACCAAUUUGACUACCAACUAACCAGUUCCACAAAUUCUACCCAUCAUUCCUCAUUCACCAAAUCAUCUAGUGAAUUAGAAACCACAGUGUCACGAAUCCAGAGACAAAAAAUUAUCAAUGAUGAAAUACAAAAAGCAAAACAAGAUUUAAAAAUACAUUUAUUGAAAAAAGCAUUAGAUAAAUCACAAAAACGAGAACAAAGUUAUCUGCAACAAGAAGUUGAUGACGCUUUAGCAAAGUCUGGAGAAUUACUAGAUAAACUUAAUACAUCAGAUGAUUCUGUACCACAAUGUCCUAGUGAUAUCGGUAGUUUAACAACGGACGUCUUACUCUCUGUGAAUCCUUACCAAGCAUUAAAACCAUCAGAAUCAAACCAUGUGUUUUCAUAUCACAGAACGCCAAGAAACAGAUCUCGUGAAUCAAACAAAUCUAAUAACAAUAGCAGAUAUCAAAACAAAGAUGUCAUUACUGACCAAACUAGUUCUUCCUUUGACGUAGAGAAAAGUUUUCCAGAUCCAAGCUUUUCUUUGAAUAAAUCAAAAGUAACCAUUAAUCCUCAAGAUCCAAGCUAUAAGCAAAAGUUGCGCCAAAUGCGUAGUCGUUCUGUUUCACCAACUUCGGGAAAAACUCAGUUUAAAACACCAAGUUGGGUCCAAGAGUUAGAUACAUCCAGUAAAGGUCCACCCAGUUGGAUAGAUGGCCUCACACCAUCUGAUAUAUCUGAUUCUUUAUGGACUGACAAAAGUCAAACUCAAAAAUCCUAUCCAAGAACAGAAGAUGGAAAGUUAAAAUCUUUGAAGGAGGAAAGCUCUAAUUUUUCUAAUUCCCAACCUCCUGGUUUGAACUAUUCUGACCUUAGUAGUAAAAGUAUAAGCUUUAAUCCUCAACCGUAUUCUGAUCUACGAAUGUACACUGCUAAAGUCAUUUCAGAUGUUGAUAAGUUUUUAGAAGAAACCGAUUUAGGGAAGGGUAAUGAAAGUGAUUCUUUGAUUGAAUUGGAAACAGAUAAAGUGAAUAACCAUCAACCUAAAGUUCUUCAUACCACAUUAGAUAAAUAUAUAGCUGAUAUCUCAAGUCCAUUCUCUGGUCAGAAAGCCAGCAGUAGUUCUAUAGAGAAUAUGCCAAGAUGCUCCAGUAUGGAUAUGAUGUUAGGUGAAAAUACCUUACCUAAAUCAGAUAUAACUGGAGCCAGUUCGAUUCCUUUACUUAGUGCCACAGCAACACCUAAGAAAGUUGGUCGACAGACAGUAACAUUUAGUCCUCAUAUUGGUAAAGGUAAAAGCCCUGAUUCCAGUAUUAUAUUAGAUGGUGACAGGCCAUGGGAACAGCAUUGUCCAUUAAAGCCCCCAGUUUAUGUUGGUAAUCAUACAAGUCCAUCUACUACAUCACACAAGUCAAAAUUGUCAGGGUCACCAACAUUCAGCGGAGGUCAGCAGCCAGGUAGCAUGGAAGCCUUGAAAAAAAUAUUAUUUAAACUACAGGCUGAAGAUCCCAAUGGGGAAACAAAAUCAGUAAUAUCAGAACAGAGUGAUACAAGUCAUGUGUCAUUAAAUAUGCCAGCUUUAAAAGGUUAUAAUUUUAAUUCUGAACCAGGUGGACAUUCAUUAGAAAAAGCAUUGGUUCAUUUGUCACGGUUAAAAAGUCUAGUGGACAAAAAAGAACAACUCCAAGAAGAAUCAGUAUUAGAGAAGUCUUCCCAUAGUGCACCAUCUUCUCCAAGGAGAUAACAUGUAUGAAUCAAGCAUUACUUAUUGAAAAAAAAUUAUGCAAGUGUGUAAAAAAACCAUAAUCUCUUAUAUUAUUCCUUUAGUUAUUCACAGUCAUUCCCAAAAUAACAAAUGUUUUACUGUGGAGGGGGGGCAACAAUUGUGUUAACAAAUAGGUCCAUUUUUUUUCUAGUCUGUUGCAUACAUCUGUAGCUAUUUAUUUUAAAUUAAAUAUAAUCAGACAUUUUAUAAUAGAAGUUUAAAAUGUAUUUCCCUGAAUAAGCAUUUAAAACUAUUUCAAAUGAAAUUCAUAAUAUCCAAAUAAAAACAAGCUUGGCUACAUGUAAGUAGUGAUCUAAUACUUUGAUGCAUUUAUCUUUAUGCGAUACAUCUAUUUUUUUGUAUCAGUAUCAAAAUUUAUGUUAUUAAUCAUAGUCAUCUUGUACUUCAAUGCAUUUAUAUUUAUACUGUAUUAUUGGGGGGUAUAAAUUAAUACCAAAAGUUAUCCUAUUAAUCAUAAUGUAAAUCAAAAGUUUUUGAUCCUUUAUGCUCAAAAUCAACUCUGUGGACCCUUGGAUGGCUUGGUACAGCUUGGAUUUAAACAGUCGUCCAUUUAAAAUUAAAUCAAGAAAUGGCCGACCACGCUAACACUUACUGUUAGUUACCACUGGAAACUGGUUUUGAAAGGCCUACCAAGCGAGGGUACCAUAGCCAUUGAGAAUAUUACUUGAUAAUCGUGGAUAUGUGGGUGGAGUUAUCGUCUGUCAAUCAAACAAUUCUCUUAAGACGGUGCGGACACAGUUGAUGCCUAUUUCUAGCACAAACUUCCAACAGCGACAACUCCGUUUAGAAUAAAGUAAUUGGACUGAAAUGUUCAAUAUUUUCUUUUUUUAUCAUCUAUUUUUGAAUUAUUAUAGCAAGAAUGGCCAACUCUUUCUUAAACUCUUAACUAAUGUAUCUUUAAAUAACAAAGCAUUCCUAUUUUUCUCUACCUACAACAGCAUUUUAUAUGAUAUUCUCAUAUGUUUUUGCUCAAAAUAUUUUUCUAGUUUAUUUGGAUUUAAAAUGUUUUCAUUUGUUUCUUUUUGUUAAUCAAAGUACUACAGAUUGUCAAAUCUAUUUUUGUAUCUAUUUUAUAUUAUUCUGAGGCCCGUUUUAUGACAUAAGUGUUACAUGUGCUUUGCAAAUAACUUAUCAUUUCUCCAGUGCCUUGAUGAUUAUGUUAUUUAUCAUUUAAUAAAUCUUUUAGUGUUGUUUAUAUACAUAACUAUUAAAAUAUUGUGAUUUGUAACAUAAACUGUUAGUCCAUCAGUAAUAUUUCAUUCAUUUGGUGCUGCCAAAAUGGGACAUUUGAUCAAUUUACACAGCAUAGCAUUUUAAUUUUGAAAAAUUAGUUGUUUUAAAAUAUUUUUGGCAAAAGGUCAUAUCUGGUAUAAAAAGACUGACAAAAUUUGAAUAGUGAACAUCUAAAUUGUUAUCCUUCUUUAAAGCAAACGACCAGAGACAUGUUACUAAAAAGGUACUAACUGGAUGAUAAAAACGUUUUCUCUCACAUUUUAUCCAUAGAUUUAGUAUCGUAAAACUUGGUUCUGGCAACAGGCCAACAUAGACAUUUUAUACUGCUUGAUUAAAAGCUUUUAAUAGGAGUAAGCUCCCUUCAUUUAAUUGUCAGCUCUAAACUUGAUGAUGGGCAUAAAAUUUUAUGGCUUUCUAUUUUCUAUCCUACCUUUCUUCUUUUUAUUACUGCUGUGAUUAAGAAUAUAUGAAAAAAAUCCAAAGGGAUUUGGAGAGACCUGUGUCAUCCUCGUGACAAAAUAACAUUAAAAUCAAUUCGGACACUAGAGUUCAUGCUGUUUUUUUUGGUUUUUUUAUAAAAUUUAAGAAUUAGCCAAAACUCCACUGACUGCUUCCUUUAAUGAUGGACCUAAAAAUACAAGUUUCUUUAUCUCAAAAUUGUUAGUUAUAACCCGAUGAUAAUAUUUAGAACAUUACAAUUUAAGUUUUUACAGAUUCGGAAAAAUGGUAAAUUAAAAUUAAAGCUGUCAAAAUUUCUUUCUUUAAAUAAAUGUAGGGGAAAAUCUUCCACCUAAAAAUAACUGGAAAAGAACACUAGAUUUAAAUAACCUGGAAGAGAGACUAGAAUUAAAUAAAUAUAAUAUAUUUUAAAUUUAUUUACCUUAUAAACAUAUGUGUUUACAAGUAUAUACAUGUAGUAUGUAAAUAUUGACUAUAUCAUAGUAUUGCACCAUGACCACAUUAUUACUGCAUGUACAUUUAUAUGUCAUAUUACUAAUAUUACUGCUGACAAGAAUAAGCAUUAUUUAACUAUAGGGCCACUUAGAUAUAAAAUAUACAUGUUUAGAAUUUACAAAAGGCAUUGUAUGCUACAUGUUUUCCACUUCUUACUAAUAUAAAUAUAUCUUCAAAAUAUUUGCUAUACUUUUUUAUUGCAGUUAAUAGAAAAGUUGAGAAUAUUGGUUCCCUGACUGUGAAUCAUUUAUUUAUGUAACCAAAGAACAUUAUCUUAUAUAUUAUUAUAUACUGCCUAUUUAAAGGAGGGCACCCAGAUAUAUUUUAGUGAAUAAAACUGGUUAAGUUUGGGUGAAAGACACUUACAAAUCUUUAUACUAGUCUUGGGAAACCAUUUCAAGUCUGGCAUUUUUAUGUGGAGUUGGCAGUGAGUCUCCAAAUUCCACCUGUGUCUGGUUAACUAUGUCUUAUAUAGUUGCCAAAGUUAUAUCUAUAAAUAGUAGUGAUUGCCAAGUCACUCAUAUGCAGAAUAAAAUUCCAUAAGAGUUAUGUAAUACUGUUAACAAAUCAUACAAUCAUUUCCAAACAGCUCAAUAUUUUGAUGUAAAUCCACUUUAUUUAUAGUGGCCUUUAAUAUAGUUUGGACUGUUAAGCACAAUAUCAGUAUAUCCACAUUGUUUGUUAUAACUAUGUGUUUUGUGUGUAAAAGUGUUAGUAUGCUCAUAUUAUAUUUAU